AUGAAACCAUAUAAAGAUAAAGUUCAUCUAUCAGAAGAGGAAGUGGAAAAGUUUCUUUCAGUGGACAUUCCUUCUGACAAUGAGAGCUGUGAUUUAGAAGAUGACUUUGAAGAUUUGAACGAUGAUCUUCCUAUUUAUAUUGAGCAAGACAUCUCUGGUGUGGAUUUCAUUCUCGACCCCCAACUCAAUAAUGAAUCAUCAUGCUCUCAAUCAUCAAGUGCUCAAUCAUCAAGUGCUCAAUCAUCAAGUGCUAAAUCAUCAAGUGCUCAAUCAUCAAGUGCUCAAUCAUCAAGUCCUCAAUCAUCAAGUCCUCAACCAUCAAUAUCAAGUGAUCCAUCAUUGCCAAUUGUGAUUGAAAUCUCAACAGAAGUGAAUAAUGAUGAUCUCUACUCAAUCCCUGUAUCUACUUAUUCUUCAACAUCUUUAGCCCCUCCAAACUCUUCUCAAAGUCUUCCUGCAUUGAAAGAAAAGAAGAAAAAAAAUUACCAAACAUCAACACGCCGAAUAAAGCUGUUCAACAAAAGGAAGCUGCAUCCUUCACCAGCAUUUUCAACACCUACAUGGGACAAGGACAAUGUAAAUCUUGUACAAACAGACAGACAAUUCUCACAAGAUAACCCUACUGGAAUCAGCUCCAAAAUAAGAGAUAUAGAACAGCCAACACCUUACAAGCUGUUCAACCAACUUUUCUCAGAUGAACUUUUGGAGCAUCUAGUUUUUCAAACCAACCUGUACAUGACCCAGAAGGCACUUCAACCCAGGCCGCCCAAAAGAGCUAGAAGUGAGGCUGAAGGAGAAGAUGAUGAUGAUGAUGAGGAUGAGAAUGGCAACAAAAAAAUCACUCCAACAACAAUUGAAGAAUUAAAGUUAUUCCUUGGAAUUAAUUUAUACAUGGGUAUAAAAAAAUUACCCAGCUAUAGAGACUACUGGAGCACUCAGCCUGACCUGCACGACAACCUUGUUUCCAGUCUGAUGCCCGUGAAACGUUUCAGUCAGCUCCUGUCUCAUCUUCAUGUGAAUGAUAAUGAGAUGAUGCCAAAAAGAGGGGAUCCAGACUAUGAUAAAUUGUACAAAAUUCGGCCAAUGUUGGACAUCUUGUCAAAGACAUUUUCAGACUCUUAUAACCCUCAUGAAUGUGUUGCUGUAGAUGAAUCCAUGGUAAAAUUUAAAGGAAGAUGCUUCAUGAAACAAUUCAUGCGAGAUAAACCAAUAAAACGAGGUUAUAAAAUGUGGAUGAUGUGUGAUAGCUCAGGAUAUAAUCUCAAAUUUGAAAUCUACACAGGAAAACUGAAGGACUCAGUAGAAAUGGGAUUAGGUGAGCGUGUUGUCUCUCAAUUCUGUUCAAGUCUUGCUGGAAAAAACCAUAUUGUGGUGAUGGACAACUUUUUCACAUCGUAUCCACUUUUUUUGAGACUGAAAGAAAAUAGUAUUUCAGCUUGUGGAACGGUAAAUCAGGCAAGAAAGCAUUUACCAAAGCUCACAGAUGACAAACUUCUGAAAAGAGGUGAACUUGAUGUCGAAUUACCAUAACCCAAAUGAUACAUUAUCUGUGCAAAGAAGAGAAAAGGAUG
Molecule: messenger RNA, 1571 nt
Organism: Nilaparvata lugens (brown planthopper)
Lineage: Eukaryota; Metazoa; Arthropoda; Insecta; Hemiptera; Delphacidae
Product: piggyBac transposable element-derived protein 4-like
Exons: 2
Coding region: 1-1530 (509 amino acids)
Source: RefSeq, a predicted model, not a curated record